UGCUGCAUGGAUGGUGACCCUGCAGUACACAGCUCCAGGCUCCAGCUGUCAGCUGUGCUCUGUUUUUUUCUGGCUUUCCCCACCCUGUCUCCGGUGCCAUGGCGUCCAGUGAAGAGGACGGCUCCGCGGAGGACAAGGAAAACAACAAGAAGAAAACCAAACGUCCUUUUGUCACAGCAUGGCUAACCAUUUAUAACAUUGCCAUGACAGCCGGGUGGAUGGUGUUGGCUGUGGCUAUGAUCCGGUUUUAUAUACAAAAAGGGACACACAAGGGUCUAUACAAAAGCAUAUCAAGGACUCUCAAGUUUUUUCAGACAUUUGCAUUGCUUGAGAUUUUCCAUUGUGCAUUUGGAAUGGUGCGUACCUCUGUGAUUGUGACUGGGGUCCAAGUGUGUUCAAGAAUCUUCAUGGUGUGGUUUGUCACUCAUAGCAUUAAGCAGAUCCAGAAUGAAGAGAGUGUUCUUCUUUUCCUGGUCGCGUGGACGGUGACAGAGAUUACAAGAUAUUCCUUCUACACAUUCAGCCUGCUCAAUCAUUUGCCAUACUUCAUUAAAUGGGCCAGAUACAACUUGUUCAUUGUAUUGUACCCAGUUGGUGUGGCCGGUGAACUUUUGACCAUUUAUGCUGCCCUGCCGUAUGUUCGUAAAUCUGGCAUGCUCUCAGUGAGGCUUCCCAACAAGUACAAUGUCUCCUUCGACUACUACAUUUGCCUGAUCAUUGUCAUGCUCUCAUAUAUACCAUUGUUUCCACAGCUGUUUUUCCACAUGCUGCGUCAGAGGAGGAAGGUGCUUCACGGGGAGGUGAUGGUUGAAAAGGAGGAUUAGUGCAUCUACGAAACCCACCACGCUUGUUCUUAGGAUAACCAGACUGUACAGCGAAGCACAAAAAAAAAUGUGAUCCACGUUAGGAGCUCAAGUAACAUUCAUGGAACUAAAAUAAACAGCUGUGCAUGAAAUACCAUGGAUUCCGUCAUUGAUUCUUUAAACAGAGGGUUCCGUGUGGGAAAAGUUUGGAGCUGCCGUUACAACUUUCUGUUAUGAUAUUUCUUCUGUUGCAACCAUUUUAACAGUUUUGCUUCUGUAGCUUGAUAGAUAUUCUUUUAAAAAAAGGCAUUUCAGAGCCAGUGAUGAGAACCAAUUUAUAAUAAAAUUUGAGGCCUAUUGAUUCAAUUGGACUGAAUUUUCAAAUAUCUGCUAUCUAUAAUUUGAUGGGUUUUGUAUAUAGUUUCCUGGACCCACCUUCAAUAUUUUAUUUUUGAUAUUAUUGACUGAAAGCCAGUUGUCUUAGGGGUUGGUUUGAUCAAUCUAUACAUAUAUCCAGGAGACUCUUUAAAGUUUUAUAUUGACACGGUUUCUACAAAUAUCGUAUUCCUUUGAGUUUAAGACACACUUUUUUAACCAUUUUUUGUUUCUCAAAAAUAGCCUGCGUCUUAAAUUCGAGUAGAGUAUAGUGAUGUAUGUAUUAAAAUCGGCAACAAAAGACCUGACUAUCAGAGUACACAAACAGCAACGUGACUGACUGCUGAGAAAAGACAAACAAAGACAUCACUGCCCAAAUACACAAGCAGCAACGUGGCUUACUGCUGAGAAAAGAUGAAACAAAACGUUACUGCCCAAUCUCGAAUCAUCAAUGACAUACAGUCAGCCAUUUUCAAAGAAGCGUCAUUAUCCUGAGGAAUUCAAAGAAGCUUUUACAAUUUCAGUGUUUCUAAAAAACAGUACCAGCUUGAACAGAUCAGAAAUGCUGAUCAGACCCCCGUAUUUUUCAACAUGCCAAGAAAUACCACAGUUCACAAAGUGGAAGAAAAACAAGUGCGAGUAAUCUCCAUAUACGUAUGUUAUGUUCUGUUGAUAUUGUGCAUACCGUUCUGACUGUUGUGUUUGCAAUGCGAUCAAUGCUGUUGUGGUUGCUGGUUUACAUGUUGCCUGCGUGAUGCCGUAAGUGAGUCAGGGGUGUGCGUACGACAGAGACACCAUCUUAAGCACUAUAGUACGCAGCACAAUAAACGAGCUCCGUGGCUAAUCUACAGCAACACUGUUUCGGGUCUGUUUUAUAUGAUACAACAGCGUAAUGAUUUUGUAUCUUUGUAAAUGCAUAUUUAUUUGAUUUAUUUUUUCCUCAAAUUGAGGGUGGUAAGUUUGGGCUGCAUCUUAAAUUCGAGGGUGUCUUAAAUUCGAAGGAAUACGGUAUUGUAUAUCACUAUGGUUCACUAUGGUACAUAUCUUCAAACUUUGGAUAUUUAAACACGUUUAAAAUGCAAACACGUAAUGGUUCAUGAUUAUACCAAAUAAAAAUAAAAAACUGCAUUGUGUUUUCUAUACAGUAUAUGUAUAGUAUAUGGGCCCUAUCUUGAAAUGUGUUUACAUAUUACCCCUUUUAAAACUAGAAACCCAGAAAAAACAACUGAAUAAUGGAACUGCUCCAAGCUACAAUGUAUUGUGUGUUUUGAAAUAUAUGUCUUGAAACAAAGGUGCUUUUUAAAAUAAAACUAAAAUCAUUUCCAAAUUAAGUGCA
This is a messenger RNA of Acipenser ruthenus (sterlet), 2514 nucleotides long. Its product is annotated as very-long-chain (3R)-3-hydroxyacyl-CoA dehydratase 1-like. Gene Ontology annotation, cellular component: endoplasmic reticulum membrane. The coding region runs from base 99 to 824 and encodes 241 amino acids. The record is from RefSeq and is a predicted model, not a curated record. The transcript has 7 exons. Gene Ontology annotation, molecular function: 3-hydroxyacyl-CoA dehydratase activity. NCBI's taxonomy places the organism in Eukaryota, Metazoa, Chordata, Actinopteri, Acipenseriformes, Acipenseridae. Gene Ontology annotation, biological process: fatty acid elongation; very long-chain fatty acid biosynthetic process; sphingolipid biosynthetic process.